GACGAAAAUUAAUAGUACUUGGAAAUUAAGAAGAAAACUGGAAAAGUAAGGAAGGAACAGGAAAAUUAAUAAAACUGGAAAAUUAAGAAGAAAAAAACUGAAAAACUAAAAAGCAAAGAAGACAAAUGAAAAAAAAAAAGGAGCCGUUGAAAAAAGGAAAUCUCCCAACAAACAUCAAUACCACGAAGCUCAAGAUCAAGAAGCCAUGGCGGUGUGCAGAGGGUCCUUAUUUUCCCUAUUUUCCCACCACCUGAGGCCCACAGUCACUACCCACCUGCUGCCCGCCACCACCACCACCACCAGGCACUAUGCUAAGCCCAUGGGAGGGUUUGGCAAGAAGGGCAAGUUGAAGCUCGGACCGACGGUGGAGAAAGUCCGCCUGUCCGUGGAGACCGACACAGAGAAGCUGGUGAGUCAAGUGUGCGGCUCCCACCCUGUGAAGGAAGGACGGGAGGACAUCAAGCUGAAGGAUGACGUGGAGUACCCUGAUUGGCUGUGGGAACUGAGGACAGACAAGCCGCCCCCUCUCCGCGACCUGGACCCAAGCACCAAACAGUACUGGAAGCGGCUCAGAGUGCUCGCCAUGAAGGAAAACAACAAACGCAUGAAGCUGAGGAAGUUUUAGUGGGAGAAAACGAUGUGUGGAGAUUUUGUAGGAAGUUUUAGUGAGAUGUAAAGUGUUUUGUGCUGACUGUAGAGA
Molecule: messenger RNA, 700 nt
Organism: Portunus trituberculatus (swimming crab)
Lineage: Eukaryota; Metazoa; Arthropoda; Malacostraca; Decapoda; Portunidae
Gene: mRpL54
Product: 39S ribosomal protein L54, mitochondrial-like
Exons: 4
Coding region: 206-625 (139 amino acids)
Cellular component (GO): mitochondrial large ribosomal subunit
Molecular function (GO): structural constituent of ribosome
Source: RefSeq, a predicted model, not a curated record